Bursaphelenchus xylophilus (pine wood nematode) is the source of this 3082-nucleotide messenger RNA. The record is from the annotation of a GenBank genome assembly. Lineage: Eukaryota; Metazoa; Nematoda; Chromadorea; Rhabditida; Aphelenchoididae.
AUGAUGGAACUCCCAUUGUAAGUUUAUUUCAUAAAUGGUUUUGUAGUUUCAAGCUUGUAUUUUGAUAUGAUUCAUGAUUUAUUUGAUAGUGCUUGCGCAAGUUGACUUUACGAGGGGCUAUGAAGGAAGAUUCUAUAUUUUAAGAAUCUAAUUUUCCGUAGGCAUGGCGAAAUUCGCAUUGAAAAUGGGACUUUCCCAAUUUGGCAAUGAUUUUACAUAGUAUAAUACAAAUAUCGUCCUGUUGCAAAAGAUCUCAAACGUUGAUCUAAAAUCUUACAUAUCGGAGGUUAAGAUGGUCUUUAAUAGUCUCUAUAAUGCCCCUCCGACAUCUCUAUCAACCUCUCCGCCUAUCUUUUUCUCAAUGAUUAGAUAAAAACUCUCCUCCCUUCCAAUGCCCAUAAUUUUUAUCUCUCAUGUCGAUCUGAACUUCGACUUUUUGUCCAUUACAGACGAAUGUUCUCAGUCCUCCGUCCCAGUCCAGCGUUUCACCAACAGUUCCGAAUGGCCUCAUUAUUGAUCCAAGAUCCCAAGUACUCGUUUCUAAAGGAUUUGGGCCUCAAAGACGUAAAUUCUGGAGUGUUCGAUGGGAAAUGGAAGACAGGCAAUGGUCGUCUGGUUGAAUCGUUGAGGUCAGCACUUUUUAUCUGAUAAUUUUGCCUUUGAAAUGAGAAAAAUAAUUUUUAAGUCAUGUGAUGACCUAAAGUAGUAUAAUUUUUGUCGCAAAAUCCCGUGUUUUCAGCCCAGCAAACAACAAGCCGAUUGCCAAGGUACAGUUUGGCGAUUUGAAAGACUAUGAAGCCGUUAGUUCGGCAACCAAAGCUGCCUGGAAGGAAUGGGCGGCACUUCCAGCACCUCAACGAGGAGAGAUUGUCCGGCAAAUUGGAGAUAAAUUACGGUCGCAGAUUAAUAAUCUAGGAAAGCUGGUAAGGGCUUGUUUAAUUCUGAAACUAUUUUUUGCCAUUUAAAAGCAAAUCGGCAUCAUUUCUAAAAAUUGAUGACAGAAGGUCAUGCAUAAUAUAAAAAAUCUAUUUUCCUCCAAAAUAAUGCCAAAAUCAAUCUUCAGGUGUCCCUCGAAAUGGGAAAGAUCCUCCCUGAAGGAGUUGGUGAAGUCCAAGAAUACGUGGAUAUUUGUGAUUAUGGAGUUGGUUUAUCCAGGAUGUUUGCGGGUAAAAUCAUCCCGUCUGAGCGGCCGAACCACAAACUCCUCGAGGAAUGGAAUCCUUUGGGUGUUGUUGGCGUCAUUUCGGCUUUCAACUUCCCCUGCGCCGUUUAUGGAUGGAAUAAUGCGUUGGCCUUGGCAUGCGGGGAUACCGUACUUUGGAAGCCGGCCCCCACCACGCCUUUGACUUCUAUCGCGAUGAUCAAGCUGAUUGAACAAGUUUUUGUCGAGAAUAAUCUCAAUCCGGCAAUUUGCACGCUGAUCUGUGGAGAUGCCGAUGUAGGAGAGGCGUUGAGCAAGGAUAAAAGGGUGAACUUGGUGUCCUUCACUGGAAGUACUCAGAUUGGAAAAUUGGUCGGAGAAACGGUUCAAAGUCGAUUCGGAAAGGUGAGUUGGAUACAUCAGGCAGUCUGAAAUUGAGAGACAAUGCACAAAUAUUGCAAUGUAAUAGCGAUUUAAACGCGAAACCUGGAUUGUUUUCGAAUCAAUUGCUUUCGUGGCGGGACCCAAUGUUUGAAACUAGAAAGCAAUGAUGAUUUAAGAAGCGUAUAAGGCCUAAAAUGAAUUAAAAAAGUUUCCAAGAGUACUUAAAAAAACUGACGGAAUUUUUGGAUUCCAAAUUGUUUUCGUUGCGGGACUCACAUGGCUAAUAUUUUUGAGAACAAAUGAGUUAUUUAGUGCCUAAGUUGGAGUUAUUUUAUGCAAAAAUGAUCACGUGAAAUCUCAGAAUUAUGGGUUUUAAAUUUUAAUGAUGCUAGGAAAAAAAUUAGAUUUUGAUCAAGUACAAUAUAUGUUCUGGUCAAAAAUCGGCCUUCUGUGCCCCAACGUCUAAUUUAAUAUACGGUAUAUAAAUUACCUAUGACUUUUUAGAGCCUCCUUGAGCUCGGUGGAAAUAAUGCCCUUAUUGUGAUGGACGAUGCCGACUUGGACAUGGUAGUCCCGGCUACAGUAUUCGCAUGUGUCGGAACGGCUGGCCAACGAUGCACCACGACCCGACGACUAAUUGUGCAUGAGAAGGUCUAUGAUGAAGUGGUCGCUCGGAUGGUCAAAGCAUAUAAACAACUGGAAAGUCGAAUCGGAGAUCCGUUGGAAGCAAAAACAUUAAUUGGACCUCUCCAUGGAAAACAAUCUGUUGAAAACUAUCAAAAAGCAAUCGAAGCAGCUAAGAAACAAGGAGGAAAAAUUGCUUAUGGAGGCAAGGUUUUGGAUGGCGAAGGAAAUUAUGUUCAGCCGACCAUUGUCACCGAUCUGAAACAUGAUUCUGAAGUCGUCUUAACCGAAACUUUUGCUCCGAUUGUCUACGUUUUGAAGGUUAAGGACUUGGAUGAAGCCAUUGAAGUGAAUAAUGAGGCCGCUCAAGGAUUAUCGUCCAGUCUCUUUACCAAUGAUCCAGGAAAUAUCCACAAAUGGAUUGGGUAAGUGGAUUUGAUGACAUGGGUAACAUAAUAUCUCCGUGAAUAGGAGGUGGAUUGCAUUGAAAUUUGACGGAAAUACUUAUAAUGAGCCGGAGGAUGAGUUCUGAGGUUUUGAAGUUUACCUUAAGGAGCUGAGAUACAAAACUAAAAUUCUCGAAAGUUUCUGCAAAACGCGAUCUAAAAGUUUCACCAUUAGUAGCAGAGAGCUCUAAUAUCGCCCUAUCCCAAAUUUUAUCCGAUAAUAUAGCGCCAAGAUCUCAUGAUCGAUCAAGAAUUAUAUUCACCAUGACUUCUUUUCAGUCCCCAUGGUUCUGAUUGUGGAAUUGUCAAUGUGAAUAUCCCGACAUCCGGCGCUGAAAUCGGUGGAGCCUUUGGAGGCGAGAAAGAGACCGGCGGUGGCCGUGAAAGUGGCUCUGAUUCGUGGAAACAGUACAUGAGAAGGUCCACUUGCACGAUCAACUUUGGAAAGACAUUGCCGCUGGCUCAAGGAAUCAAGUUCGACUUUUGA